Molecule: messenger RNA, 820 nt
Organism: Sinocyclocheilus grahami
Lineage: Eukaryota; Metazoa; Chordata; Actinopteri; Cypriniformes; Cyprinidae
Product: CD276 antigen homolog
Exons: 2
Biological process (GO): negative regulation of T cell proliferation; cell surface receptor signaling pathway; T cell costimulation
Cellular component (GO): external side of plasma membrane
Source: RefSeq, a predicted model, not a curated record
AGUUGCCACGAUACAAGAAUAGAACUGAAACUUUCCUUGAAGAGUAUAAGAGAGGAAACUUCAACAUCAGACUCACUGCUCUCAAUCACGCUGAUGCAGGAGAAUACACCUGUCUCAUCGCACACUCAUCUGAACAUAAGACUGUGGAGCUGAUCAUCAACGAGCCAACAACAGAAAAUGGAACCAAAUCAGCUGAUCAAGAAACCCAAAAACCAGAAACAGAUGUGGUGACAUCGUUGACUUUGCUCUGGGUUUACAUCAUAGUAGCUGUAUUAAUAUUAAUAAUGCUUAUAGUCGGUUUCAUCAUUGGCUGUAGAAAAAAAAUUCAAGCUGCUUUAUUCUCUCCUGUCAUGACUGAAGAUAAAGAACAGCGACAGAAAUAAAUGUGUAAAAAUUUCAAAAGUGAUUUUAACUAAAUUGUUACAGCUUUCAUUGUUUCAUUCUGGUGUCAGAUACACUGUUUUGUGCUUUUAUAUUCUUGCUGUUUGCACUGUGUUGCUCUUAUUGUAUAAAAGAAUGUGAUCUUGAAACAGGAAUUUUGUUUAAAAUUGAAGGAUGAAUGAUUCUGAUAAUGUGUUGGUGCCUUAACAAUUCUGUUUCUGUUCCACAAGGUUUCUUUUCUUUGUUGUGUUUGCAAAUAUUAAAUAUAUUUUGUAUUGUUUAUGUAUUUUUAUUUAAUUAAUCUGAUUCAUUAAUUCCUGAUCCAUACAGUUUGCUGAAGAUAAACAUAAGCAUGGUACUCAAGCGUUCCAAUAUAUAGUUCUACAUGCGUAUUGUAUUGUACAGAUUGUAUUUCCCUGUUGUUUUAACAGUCUCUCUC